Esox lucius (northern pike) is the source of this 2083-nucleotide messenger RNA. It is a transcript of the gene jam3a, whose product is annotated as junctional adhesion molecule 3a. The transcript is spliced from 9 exons. The record is from RefSeq and is a predicted model, not a curated record. NCBI's taxonomy places the organism in Eukaryota, Metazoa, Chordata, Actinopteri, Esociformes, Esocidae. Gene Ontology annotation, molecular function: protein homodimerization activity; protein heterodimerization activity. Gene Ontology annotation, biological process: cell adhesion; angiogenesis. The coding region runs from base 208 to 1116 and encodes 302 amino acids.
UGUUUUGCACAUUUCCGGUCUAGGGACUAUCCCUUUUCCGCUCUGAUACCUAUGGAAACUCGUUAAUGCCUAGCAACAACCACCCUCUAGGCAGCUUCAGCUUCAGUGUGCUGCUCACCCCAUCCUCGCAGGCGACGAGUAUAAUAACGUUAGCUAGCUAGCUGGCUUCAUUUGUACAAGAACUGCCAAUAAAUAAGAGGUUAUAAGAUGGCGUCAAAAUCAUUAACUGCUUUUUUCAUCCUUUACUCGUUUCUGGGCUACAUUCCAUCAUUUGGAGUAAUCCUGCGGACCACAGAUAAGAUUGUGUGGGCAAAUGAAUUUCAACCUAUUGAGUUAACCUGCUUGAUUGAAUCCAUCUCAACCAACAACCCCAGAAUUGAAUGGAAGAAAAUAAAAAAUGGCAUCCCAAGUUAUGUGUACUUUCAAAACAAAAUUUCAGGGGACUUGGAGCACAGAGCCCAGCUGAUUCAGCCAGCAAACCUAUUAAUCCUCAACACCAGCCGUUCAGAUACUGCAGAGUAUCGCUGUGAGGUCGCUGCCAUUGAUGACCACAAACACUUUGACGAAAUACUAAUCAGUCUUGCUGUUAGAGUGAAGCCAGUGGUGCCCCGGUGCAGUGUGCCUUUGGCUGUGACUGUUGGCACGUCUUCUGAGCUGCGCUGCCUGGAGAACGAGGGAUUCCCUGCCUCACAGUACCGUUGGUUUCGCAACAAUGAGGAGCUUCCCCAGGACCCAAAAAGCAGCCUCAAGUUCAUCAACUCCACCUACACCAUUAACAGUGACACAGGCGGUCUGAAAUUCCGCCGGGUUAGGAAGGAGGAUGCUGGGGAGUAUUUCUGCCAGGCAAAGAAUGAUGCUGGACACGCAGAAUGUCCUGCACAGCUAAUGGAAGUCUAUGAUGUUGACAUUGUGGGGAUUUUCCUAAAAGUAUUGGCCGCAUUGGCUGGAUUCAUCAUUGUAAUGGUUGGGAUUUGUCAUGCACACAAACAUGGCUGCUUCUCUUCUGGCAAGGAUCACACAGGAACCAACUACAAACUGUCAGCGCAGGAGAAUGGUGUUGACUAUACUGAAGCAGAUGAGGGUCACUUCCGCCACAAGUCAUCAUUUAUCAUUUGACCUCAGUGAGAGACGACUGUUGAAAGGAGACACGCUGAAAUCAAAAGCGGAAACAAAUCCCAUAACAGGGCUUUGAGUGAGAAAUUUGAGCUGUAACAAUGCACAUUAUUUUCUGGUUUGCAUCAACAAUUAACAACACAUUUGCCAAAAUAAUAAUUUCUGUUAGUUAACUAUAGUCAGUUCUUGUUGCACAUAUGGUUUGUCUUUGGUCAUUACUCUUACUGCAUCAGAAGUAUUGUUUUAAAGCUGUGCAUUUCUUACUUCCUCCUACAUGUUCAUCCUUAAUGAUGCUGGAACAUUCCUCCAUACUGUUUUUGGACAAUGUUUUUUAUCUGCUUUCUCGAGUACAUCAAACGUGUUUUACUAAAACAGUCUUGCAUAACCUCUGAAUGCAUGCUGGACUGAAUUAUGUUAAUAUGGAGAAAGGUUCUGUCACAAUUUGUAUAUAGGUAUAUACAGACAAUAAGUAGGACAUGUCAAAAAAAAUAAAGCUAAUAUGUUGUGGAGUCAAGAAAACAGUAAAACAGUCUGUUGUGCUUAAUAAAGCAAAUUAACCUUAUUCCCAGCAUUCAGAAUAGGAGAUCCAUUUUACAGGUACACAGUAUAAUCAGAGUAUAUUGCUGGAAUUCAAGAUAUUAUGCCUAGAAUAAGUAAUUAGGAUUUUUUCCGAGUGCCGUUUUUGUGUUAAGUGACCUUCUGUGCUUACUAAUUACUUUAUGGAUUUUGGACAUAUUGUCCAGUUUUGACUCAGUAAGAAAUUUUACAUAACAGGAUUAGAACAAUGUCUACAAACUCUUUGACCAAUAACAACAAAUCAGUAUGAAACAAUGUUUCGAUUGAAACUGUUACGCAUUUUUGAAACAUUUAAAUUGUUAUUUUUUCAUUACUAUUACUUGUUUGUAAAAUAAUUACUCAGGAACUGUUGUAAAAAGUUAAUUGUUGAGACGUUGUUGUGUAAUCGAUUGUA